AUGUGGGACUGUACUCUGGAGAUGUUAGCCGAGGUAUCUGUGGUGAACUGUCCUCAAGAGCAACCAAUGACAUUGCAGCAAAACGGCAUGAAUUAUCUUACCUUCGGUCCAGGCAUGCCCCCAUCCGUUCCUAGUAACCUGGUUGAAUCAGCAGUGUUGAAAUGGGCCGAUAUUACAAACGUGAUGUGGCCAAGUGACAACACAUUUGAUGCGAAUCUAGCAUGGUAUUAUUUCGCUAAUCUGAUUCGUGCAAGUACGAUUGCCGUCGGCUGUUCCAGUGCUGCAUGUGGUAUUAACGCAUCUGUCGCGUGUGUCUUCUCACAACCUAGUGUACAACCUGGUACAUUAGUGUACACGCCAGGAAAUCCAUGUCAAAAUGACGGACAAUGCACAAGAUUUAACCCAGGUUAUUGUGAAAAUGGACUAUGCGUGAAUGCUGCCAGGCCAGCUACAGCAACAACGACGGUAGCAUCAACAACACCUAGAAGAAGAAGCACAGAUUGCCCAAGCACCGCAUUCACUGCUGCAUUUAGAGAAACGGCCUUGGGUACUCACAAUAAUUUCAGAUCUCUAGUUGCAAGAGGUCUAGCAAGGAAUGGCGAAUAUGUGAAUGAAAAUGCACCACCGGCAUCACGAAUGGAAUUGCUGGAAUAUGACUGCGGUGCCGAGCAACUUGCUUUGAACCAUGUGAAAUCGUGCGAUAGACAACUAUCACCACCUGCUUCUCGCCCUGGUUACAAAGAAAACAUUCACAUUCUUGACACAACUGAGACCGACGCUUUGGGAGCCCUGCAAAAUAUUCUCUGGGGAGCAAACAAAUAUGUGGCUUGUGCAACUCAAAUGUGUAGUGGUUUCUAUUUCACUUCUUGCUUGUAUCGAGAACCGUAUGCUUUUGAUUUCGAUUUCGUUAAGACUAUAUGA
Angiostrongylus costaricensis is the source of this 921-nucleotide messenger RNA. The record is from the annotation of a GenBank genome assembly. NCBI's taxonomy places the organism in Eukaryota, Metazoa, Nematoda, Chromadorea, Rhabditida, Metastrongylidae.